This is a messenger RNA of Dibothriocephalus latus, 288 nucleotides long. The record is from the annotation of a GenBank genome assembly. NCBI's taxonomy places the organism in Eukaryota, Metazoa, Platyhelminthes, Cestoda, Diphyllobothriidea, Diphyllobothriidae.
AUGUUCGCCAUGAUCUUCGUAAAGGCAUGCUCAUUGGCCUUUCACGCUAUCAACUUCUACGUUAUUGGCAGGCACGGGGUACCCGAGGAAGGCUGGGCUGUGAUGUACUACAUUUCUCACAUGACUCGAGGUUUCCUUCUGUUUGUGACCAUCCUCAUGAUUGGCGCCGGCUGGACCUUCAUAAAGCACGUCUUCAGUCGACGUGAAAAGCACCUCUUUGCCAUCAUCAUCCCUCUUCAGGUGAGAUUGCACAGUCGUAUGUUGGUCCAGGCACACAACACUAAUUAA